AGGACGAAGUGUUCCGAUUGGUGUCUAAGGACAACAAUGGCCGACAAGAUGCAGCUGAAUGUGGAAGUGUUUGGUUUGCUCAAUGAUAUGGAGUUUGUUCGAGCACAGUGUUGUGCCGAGGACUUGCACAAGAAUGACAGCAAACGAUUCACUGAACCACGUAUUGAAGGGAUGUUAGAGUUUGAAUGGGACCUCUAUAUUGAUGAAAAACGAAAGGAAUUACGAGGAGAGAUGUGGAAGUUUGAAGAAAAGGCGAUCAUAUUUGUUAAUGGAGAGCUGAUUGGUGGACCGGAAGACUUUCUGUCGUGGGCUGAGGAGAACCACAACUUUGCUGAAUUCCGUCCUAAACCUCUUUACCUAACUCUCACAGAAGCUGGCUAUAAGACGCAUUUGAAUUCUAAAAAGCAUGAUUACGUUUUCAUGGACAUCAUGAUUGGAGAUGAGGCGGUUGGUCGUCUUGUAAUGGAGUUAUUUUCAGAUAUCGUGCCUAGAACAUGUGCCAACUUCAAGGCUCUGUGUACUGGUGAAAAGGGUUUGUCUGCAGAAACUGACUUCAAUCUUCACUACAAGGACUCACUGUUUCACCGUAUAGUUCCAAACGGGUGGAUACAAGGGGGAGAUAUCUACCAUGGUCGGGGCAAUGGUGGAGAGUCUGUCUACGGACCGGUCUUUGAAGAUGAGAACUUUGCAGUGCAGUACACUCGCCGAGGCAUGCUGGGAAUGGCAAACAAAGGUCGUCACACCAACGCCUCUCAGUUCUUCAUCACACUACAGCCAUGCAAUUGGAUGCACACAAAAUAUGUUUGUUUUGGACAAGUUAUAGAGGGUACACAGACUCUGAAAAAGAUGGAAGCCCAGACGACGAUGAACGAACGUCCGAACACAGACAUCACAGUGACAGACUGUGGGCAGUGCACAUACGAGUUUUAGCACACGUCACUCGCCAUCAGAUCUUCGUACAGACUCCUUGUGUGUUUAAUCUGUGAUAACACUAGUUUUUAUUGUGCUGUGUAAAAUACCAUCUUUCAUGAUUUGAUCACUUGUGUUGGUAAACUUACAUUCUGCAUAAUUCCACAACAAUAAGGUUAUUUGUUUGUUUUGUCGCAGCUAUGAAGUGAACAAUGUGACUUUUUGUUUUAAUAUGUUUUUAUGUCUACUGUUUUAUUGUAAUUAUUUUGGAGGGUAUGAAAUUUUUAGGUAAUAUUUAAAUGAGUCAUUGUUUCAACAAUUUGGUGAAACAGUUGAUGACAUAUUUAUAAGAAAUAUAAAUUACUGCCCAAGUUUAAGGGUUAUGUAAAGGUGCAAAUAUUCCAGUUAGAACAUGUCUUCCCAGUUUCUCAAAAUCCUCUCUGAUCCAGCAUUGCUACAGGGUUGUAGAUGUCUUUUUCUUCUAAUUGACAUAAUAGCAAAACAUAUUUUAACUGAUGGACCUCAUGACCAACUGUCGUUUGACAAAACUGUUAACUUGCAUGAUGUAUCUGUAUAUGAUGGUACUGUAACUGAUAUAUACAGAUUUAACUAUUAUUCUCUGUUAAAAUUACACACACCUAUACUGUUAAAGUCACAAAGUUAACUUCACACACUGUUUUUUUUUUUAUUCUAUAGUUCUCUGUAGAAUAACCAAUUAGUAACCCUGUGAUAACAUAUAUAAACUGUCAGGGCCGUAGCUAGCGGAGGGGGGGGGGGGGGGGGGGCAAGAAAAAUAUCUGGAAAAAAAUUAAGAAACUUAAAGAGAAUUCUCUUCUUAACCGUUUACAGCAUUUUAGACUAUUAACUACUCAGUUGCCCCCCCCCCCCCCCCCCCCCCCCCCCCCCCAACAAAAAUCCUAGCUAUGGCCCUGACUAUACAAUACAAAUAUAUCCAUAAGUUAGUUUUGUGUGUGUACCAGUUAUGGAAAUGUAUUAUGUAAAUAUGAAAGAUAUUUAUGUAGGUUGUCUCAUUCAGUUGGAGCCAUUCAACAGGUACUUUAUGCUCAAGGAGUGAGGCAUAUUCUGGAAUGUGUUAUGUAUGUAUUCAAACUACAUGCUAAAAAGUGUUUGGGGUGGGGUUAAACAAAUUUGAUUUUACAUUAUCAUACACAACUGAAGGGUUUCUCAUUACCAUUUGUUUUACAGAAAAUUAUUGAGCAAAAUUUAUCAACACAAACAAUAUUCUCUUUGCUUUGUAAUACAUGUCAAAUAAAUAAUGUACAUAUAAAAAAAUUAUGAUUGUACAUAAAAAGUUA
This is a messenger RNA of Gigantopelta aegis, 2225 nucleotides long. RefSeq names its product peptidyl-prolyl cis-trans isomerase slr1251-like. The transcript has 8 exons. The record is from RefSeq and is a predicted model, not a curated record. The coding region runs from base 37 to 930 and encodes 297 amino acids. Gene Ontology annotation, biological process: protein peptidyl-prolyl isomerization. Gene Ontology annotation, molecular function: peptidyl-prolyl cis-trans isomerase activity. Lineage: Eukaryota; Metazoa; Mollusca; Gastropoda; Neomphalida; Peltospiridae.